UGUCAGUAGGAAAUGCAGGCGGCUGGUGUUGGAUGUACUCUGCCGCUUUGCAUGGAUAUAUUAAACAAAACAGUGUAAUUUCUUUCCGAAUGAAAACUAUUACUUAGAAAAUUGUUUUAUUCAGGAGUCAGUCGUCGUAGCCGCUCCGCAUGACUAACCGGGAUAACCUACACUUUAAUUUAGCCAGGCUAACAGCAGCAGAACACUAGCGGCGCUUUAUGCUAACAGAUACACUAGGCUAAAAUAAGCUAACGGAGCUAGCUGGUAACUUAGCUAGCUAACCGUCUAACGCACCGACUACAGGACGUUCGCUCUUCCAGGACUUGAGCCCGUUCAGCGGUUUUUACCACGUUCGUCGUGUUUUCAUUUCACGGAGGAGGUCGUGGAACCGGAGCUGUGGCGGGGGGACGUGUGGACAGGAACCCCCUGGCUAUCCAGGCGGACGGGUCACACUGACACGCCGGCUGUGGAAGGAGCUUUCAGACUGGAACCAUGGCUGAACUCUCCACUCUAUCCCCAUCACCUCCUGCACUGGGUGAUCCUCAUGCAGCUCCAUCCAUCUCUCCAUCCUCAUCAGCACUCCCUGCUCCAGACUCCACCAGGGAUGCGCCCAUACCGAAGUCUUCCCUCUACGGUGACAAAGCUUUGACUGGAAACCCCCCCACAGCACCGGUGGGAGACUCACAUUCAAGUCCUUCAAACCUCACUGCUGAGAACCCACCUCCUUCAGUGGUUCCUGACGCUGCUCCACAGGAAAAAGAAGCACCAGUUAAAGAUGCAGAGACUGGAAAUCAUCUCAGUGAACAGGAGACAAGGGCUACUGACCCGGCGUUUUCAGAAAAACCUACACUUUUAAGUGAGCCUUCAGCUCAGAGUGAAGUGCAGCCAUCCUCCCCUUCUCCUGAGCUCAAUCCUGGUCCUAAUCUUUACCCCAGUGUGCAUGUCACCCACAAUCCUAAUCCUGCCAUGGAUCCUGGUCCGUUUGCAUCAGACCAGCCACAAAUCGCUCCAGUGUCAGACCUAACACCUCCUCCCCAAGUCAUACCACCGUCUGAAGAGAACAAACCUCAGCCACUUCAACAAGCACAAGCCCCUCAGAAUCAGCCUCCCGCACAGAAUCAGCCUCCCGCACAGAAUCAGCCUCCCCCUCUGUCGCCAAAGCCCAACACUCCCAGCGAGUUUAGGAAACCAGAACUGCCCAGCACCCCGACCAGAGCCGAACACCCGAGCCCUGUCCCGCUGAUCCAUGAGCCGGUCACUGCUUUUCCGUUACCCAACCCCAGCCCUCGGCCAGCCCCUGACACCCUGAGCUACCUGGAGUCAGCCAGCCUGAUGUCUGGGACGCUGGAGUCUCUGUCAGGCCUGGGGGAGGAUGGGAGCUCCGUGGGCUCAGACUCAGAGAUCAAUGGAAUGGCUGUCAGACGCACUGAUAAAUAUGGCUUCCUGGGUGGGAGUCAGUACAGCGAAAGCGGGGAAAAGGAUGUUCGAGUAGAAGUGGCCAGACAGAGGGAGAUGAAAUGGCUCGAUAUGUUCAACCACUGGGAUAAGUGGAUCAAACAUCGCUUCCAGAAGGUGAAGAUCCGUUGUAGGAAGGGGAUUCCUUCGUCUCUCAGGGCCAAAGCGUGGCAGCUGCUCUCAAACAGUAAUGAACUCCUUGAAGCCAACCCUGGGAAGUUUGAGGAACUGGAAAGGGAGCAGGGGGAGGCUAAAUGGUUGGACAUCAUAGAGAAGGAUCUACACAGACAGUUCCCCUUUCAUGAGAUGUUUGCUGCUCGUGGUGGCCAUGGCCAACAGGACCUGUACCGUAUCCUGAAGGCCUACACCAUCUACCGGCCUGAUGAGGGUUACUGUCAGGCUCAGGCUCCAGUGGCUGCGGUGCUGCUCAUGCAUAUGCCUGCAGAGCAAGCGUUUUGGUGCCUGGUCCAGAUAUGUGAGAAGUAUCUCCCUGGUUACUACAGUGCUGGGCUGGAAGCGAUCCAGCUGGACGGUGAGAUCUUCUUUUCACUGUUACGACGCACGUGUCCGAUGGCGUAUCGUCACCUGAAGAAGUUCAAAAUCGACCCGAUUCUUUACAUGACGGAGUGGUUCAUGUGCAUCUUCUCACGUACCCUGCCGUGGGCCUGUGUCCUACGUGUGUGGGACAUGUUCUUCUGUGAAGGAGUGAAGAUCGUGUUUCGUGUGGGUCUGGUGUUACUCAAGCAGAUGCUGGGCUCAGUGGAUAAACUUCGGGAGCUCCAGGGCAUGUAUGAAACCAUGGAGCGUCUGAGGAACAUCUCCCCUGAAUCCAUCAGAGAGGACAUACUGGUACAGGAGAUCGUUACGCUCCCAGUGACGGAGGCGCUCAUCGAGAGGGAGUGCAACAUCCAGGUGAGGAAGUGGAGGGAGUCCAGAGGGGAUCUGACCCACCAGCCGGGCCGCCGCCUCCACGGCACCAGAGCCAUCUACGAGUACAAGCGCCGCGCCGCUUCCAUCAGCUCCGGUGGCAGCUUCUCUUUCCUGGGGAGCCCCGUCCCGCCUCCAGGACCCCUCAGAGCCUCCUCCAGCCUCCUGUCACUACCCGGGUUCCGCAAGUCUAAGGGUCCUUUCCACUCCCAGACCAAGAAGGGCUCCUUUUCCGGGCCGUCGGGGGUGGACUUCCUGCCGCCUCAGUCUCCGCCUGUGGUUACGUCGAGUCAGACCCGAGUCUCCGGCCACAAGCCCCCUAUUCCACCGGGAGCGGGUCAAAGGGCGCCGGCGCCACAGAGCCCGUUAGUCGCCGCCCAGUCACGUGGUCCUCCUCAGACCUCAGAGACCACCUCGGCACUGGGUCAAGCUGUUCCUACUGCACACGCUCAAAGCACACCAACGCCACCGCCCAGCACUCUGUCGCCCUCCCCUAAAAUCGUCUCUGAACAAAUCACCCCCACGAUCCCCUCCCCGACCGCCAACAACGCUCCUCUGCCGCCGUGUCCGGAUCCGAAAAAAGAAGCGGCGGCACAACAACCGCCGCCGCCACAGCCACCAGCAGCGACGGCCGAUGCACCAAGUACAGAAGAAGAUGGGAAGAAGAAGAAGAAAAGCAAAGACGACAAGAAGAAGGAAAAGGACGACGAGAAGAAGAAACUGAAGGAGAAGAAGGAGAAGGAGAAGAUGGAGAAAGAGCGGCUCAAAAAGGAGAAAGAAAAGAUGGAGAAAGAAAAGAAGAAAUCGGGGAAGAAAAAGGACAAAGGGGGCGGAGAGGCCGAGGACAAAAACGGAGCCGCCGCCAAAGACUCGGCCUAGUUUUCAACCCGGUCACUCUACAAUAAAGAAAAAGGGACAAAAAAAGAGGUCAGGGGAACAAAAGACCCCCACAAACACGGAGCGUGAUUAAAAACUGGGAUGGCUUCUUCUGUAACCCAUUAUCUGAAGACAUAAUGUAGGUGGAGGAAACUGGAUCAUGGUUUUAAUAGCACCUCGGGGGAGCCGUUACUGCUCCGAGCUCAAUGCUUUCGUUUUCCACCGGGUCGUAUCAAGGUGGGACUAAUUUCCAUUUUUUUUUCAACUGGAGCGCGGACUGCGAAUCAGAGUCUUCGCAGUCAGCAUCUUUUAGGUUUUUUUUUUUUUUUAAUUUAGUUUUUAUUAUUUUAAUCAGGUCGACGGCAGCAGUUCGAACUGACAACAGACAUGGUUAUGGUGCCACAGAGUAUGUAAAUAACAAAAAUCUACAUCACAUAGGAUCCUCCUGGCGCUCCAUAUACCCCCAACAGUAAAAAAAAAAAAAAGAAGAAGAAGAAGAAAUGUCAAACGCAGGCACUGAAGACAGAACUGCUUGUAACGUUAUGGAGGAUGUAUUUAUUGUCAUGUUCAAUGUCGUGAGUGAGUGUGUGCCUUAGUAGUCUAGUGAAAUGUGUUACUGUUCUAUGUGCCGCCUCCCUGUUUUCAGCCUCCAUCCGAUCCAUUCUGUGCUUCAACAUUAACAUUUUACUUUGUCCGACCAUUAGAGGAAAUCUGAUGGCGACGAGGAGAAACGAACACAGACAAGGGAGAGAGAGAAAACCCCAAGAGCGUCCACCCUCCUCGGAGUAGUGGCUGUUGAAGGGUCGGUUUGGGUUCGUUUAGUUGGAUCUGGGGUUGUAUGAAGUUCAGAGUCCACUGUAUUUACCUGCAGGAAAACUGGAACUGCUGCAGCAAAAUGAAGUGUACACCGAUCGGACCAGGGUCUGACAGGUGUGUUUUUACCAUUAUUAGCAGCCAACGAGUUCAUUACAGAUGUUUGGAACCAGAGCUGCAACAAUUAGUCAAUUUACUCGUCAACUAUUAAAUGAAUUAACACAAAUUUUGUGAUUUUUGAGGAUAGAAGAAGUCUUAAUUCUCUGAUUUAAGCAUCUUCAGUGGGAAUAUUUUCAUUUUUUUCAUCCUCUGUGACAGUAAUCUGACUCGAGGACAACAUGAAACAGUUUUUCACUAUUUUCUGACACAUUUUAGACCAAAAUUAAAUAACUGUCAGAUUAAAAAUUAAACAAAUCAUAAGAAGUCGGAGCCUUCCAAAAAAAAAAAAAGGAAAAAAAAAAAGAAAUUGUUUAUGGUAGAUUUCAGUGCAGUUUAACCCA
Molecule: messenger RNA, 4571 nt
Organism: Sphaeramia orbicularis (orbiculate cardinalfish)
Lineage: Eukaryota; Metazoa; Chordata; Actinopteri; Kurtiformes; Apogonidae
Gene: tbc1d10b
Product: TBC1 domain family, member 10b
Exons: 10
Coding region: 493-3261 (922 amino acids)
Biological process (GO): regulation of GTPase activity
Molecular function (GO): small GTPase binding; GTPase activator activity
Source: RefSeq, a predicted model, not a curated record